This is a messenger RNA of Eubalaena glacialis (North Atlantic right whale), 1636 nucleotides long. RefSeq names its product divergent protein kinase domain 1A (gene DIPK1A). NCBI's taxonomy places the organism in Eukaryota, Metazoa, Chordata, Mammalia, Artiodactyla, Balaenidae. The record is from RefSeq and is a predicted model, not a curated record. Bases 56 to 1342 code for a protein of 428 amino acids. The transcript has 5 exons.
GCCAGCGCUCGGGUCCGCCUCUGACUGCGGCGCGGCGGGGCGAUGUGUGAUUACCAUGGCGAGGAGUCUCUGUCCGGGGGCCUGGCUAAGGAAACCCUGUUACCUCCAGGCUCGCUUCUCAUAUGUGCGAAUGAAAUAUCUUUUCUUUUCCUGGUUGGUGGUUUUUGUUGGAAGCUGGAUUAUAUAUGUGCAAUACUCUACCUAUACAGAACUAUGCAGAGGAAAGGACUGUAAGAAAAUAAUAUGUGACAAGUACAAGACUGGAGUUAUUGAUGGGCCCGCAUGUAAUAGCCUUUGUGUUACAGAAACUCUUUACUUUGGAAAAUGCUUAUCGACCAAGCCCAACAAUCAGAUGUAUUUAGGGAUUUGGGAUAAUCUACCAGGUGUUGUGAAAUGUCAAAUGGAACAAGCACUUCAUCUUGAUUUUGGAACUGAAUUGGAACCAAGAAAAGAAAUAGUGCUAUUUGAUAAGCCAACUAGGGGAACUACUGUACAGAAAUUCAAAGAAAUGGUCUACAGUCUCUUUAAAGCAAAGUUGGGUGACCAAGGCAACCUCUCUGAACUGGUUAAUCUCAUCUUGACAGUGGCUGAUGGAGACAAAGAUGGCCAGGUUUCCUUGGGAGAAGCAAAGUCAGCAUGGGCACUUCUUCAAUUAAAUGAAUUUCUUCUCAUGGUAAUACUUCAAGAUAAAGAACAUACCCCCAAAUUAAUGGGAUUCUGUGGUGAUCUCUAUGUGAUGGAAAGUGUUGAAUAUACCUCUCUUUAUGGAAUAAGCCUUCCGUGGGUCAUUGAACUUUUUAUUCCAUCUGGGUUCAGAAGAAGCAUGGAUCAGUUGUUCACACCAUCAUGGCCUAGAAAGGCUAAAAUAGCCAUAGGACUUCUAGAAUUUGUGGAAGAUGUUUUCCAUGGCCCCUAUGGAAACUUCCUCAUGUGUGAUACUAGUGCCAGAAACCUAGGAUAUAAUGAUAAGUAUGAUCUGAAAAUGGUGGACAUGAGAAAAAUUGUGCCAGAGACAAACCUGAAAGAACUUAUAAAGGAUCGUCACUGUGAGUCUGAUUUGGACUGUGUCUAUGGCACGGAUUGUCGAACUAGCUGUGAUCAGAGUACGAUGAAGUGUACCUCAGAAGUGAUACAACCAAACUUGGCAAAAGCCUGUCAGUUACUCAAAGACUACCUGUUGCGUGGUGCUCCAGUUGAAAUUCGUGAAGAAUUAGAAAAGCAGCUGUAUUCCUGUAUUGCUCUCAAAGUCACAGCAAAUCAAAUGGAAAUGGAACAUUCUUUGAUACUAAAUAACCUAAAAACAUUACUGUGGAAGAAAAUUUCCUACACAAAUGACUCUUAGUUCAUUUGGACAUUGUGACCAUUUUAAGAAAUUUAGCACUUCAAAAGAAAAAUCUUGAACAUUUUUUCUAAAUGGCUUGAUUCAAAUCCUUGCCAGUUAUCACAAAACUCCUUUCCCCUGAUCCUAAGGAAGCCAUCAUCUUAAAAUACAUGUUGAUUGCUGAAGUAAUGGCAGGAGGUAUAGGAUCAAAAGGUCCAAAAAUAUUCAUUCCUGCCUUUUAGAAACGCUGGUACAUUUCCUAGUACAUUCACCGUGUAACUAUUUUGACUAAUGACUUAAAAUAAUGCUGUGAAA